This is a messenger RNA of Mercurialis annua (annual mercury), 1298 nucleotides long. RefSeq lists its product as uncharacterized. The record is from RefSeq and is a predicted model, not a curated record. The transcript has a single exon. NCBI's taxonomy places the organism in Eukaryota, Viridiplantae, Streptophyta, Magnoliopsida, Malpighiales, Euphorbiaceae. The coding region runs from base 303 to 1184 and encodes 293 amino acids.
AAGCCCAUGUGAGCUGCCUUUUCCAACCACAUUCUUGACAAACACAAACAAUUUGUACAAAUUUUCCCCAUACCAUAUCCCCAUUUUGAAUCCAACAUUCACUCCCCCACUCAAACUCUCCUCUUUCCUUACUCCUCAGGUUUCUCCCUCAAACAAAACCUACUCUUUCUCAUCUCAUCCCCAAUAUUUUCCACUUCAAUUUUCCUUAGUUGGGUAGAUUUCGUUUCUUUUUUUCCUUACUUGGGUAGAUUUCGUUUCAUUUUUUUCCUAAUGUAUAACUAAGCAAAUUUAGUUUUUCUUGAAUGCUAAUUUUCUCAGCAAAAAUGGCGUCUUUUAGCGGAUUAGGAAUUGGGUUAAGCUUAGUCUUCGGCUGUCUUCUUCUAGCAUUCGUAGCAGAGAUUUACUAUUUGCUAUGGUGGAAAAAAAGAGUUACAAUUACAACGACUAGAGAACUCAUAGAAGAUGAAGAUAAUUACAGUUUUUUCCAUUUAAUUUGCUGGAGAAAACCCAAUUCAAUCGGCGACAACUCAUCUCAAGAAAGAUUGCGAGAUCAAUCAAUCAAUCGGCAAGAACACGAACAAGAUUUAGAAUUAGGAGCAGCCAAGGAUUUGCUGAUUAAAGCGUUUAGUACCGAAAAUCAAGAAAGUGUAGAAGCGGAGCUCAUGAGACUGCACAAUCUCGCCGGCCCGCCGAGAUUUCUGUUCACCAUUAACGAAGAAACUAAAGAAGAUUUGGAAUCCGACGACGGAAGAUCAAGAAAAGGGUCGAGAACUAAGAGUUUGAGUGAUAUUUUAUUAACAGUCGACACGACGCCGUUUCUUACUCCGUUAGCUUCUCCGCGUUUGAAUCCGAGUCUUUUAGAUUGUUAUCAUAACCAGGGGUUUAAUCCUCUGUUCGAGUCUUCAUCGUUAUCAGUUGAGGCGGAGAUUAACAGGCUGAGAUCGUCGCCGCCGCCGAAAUUCAAGUUCUUGAGAGACGCGGAGGAGAAAUUGUUCAGAAAAUUAAUGGAAGAAUCUGAGAAGAAGACGGUAACGGAGGAGAUAACGGUGACGGAAGGGUCAUUUUUAGGAUUCAUUGUGGGGAAAAAUAAGGAAAGAAUCUCAAGCUCUGCUCAGGUAUUGCCGUUGGCUUCUUCACCUAGUACGACAUUUAGACAAGUAGACAAGAAUCUCAAUGUUCUUUAAUUUAAUUUCUUUUUAAAUUAACAUGAAUUUGAGUUUUUUUUUUCAAUUUUUUUGUUAUAUUGGAAAUAUAAUUUAAUUUUUGAAAUUAAUGAAUGUGCAUUGGAGUUGUGAAUU